Molecule: messenger RNA, 482 nt
Organism: Thrips palmi
Lineage: Eukaryota; Metazoa; Arthropoda; Insecta; Thysanoptera; Thripidae
Gene: ATPsynE
Product: ATP synthase subunit e, mitochondrial
Exons: 3
Coding region: 108-362 (84 amino acids)
Biological process (GO): proton motive force-driven ATP synthesis
Molecular function (GO): proton transmembrane transporter activity
Source: RefSeq, a predicted model, not a curated record
CUUCCACUUCUCGUCGAUCGAAGGUAGUCCAAUGUAGAACGUACCUUCUAACCUUCUGCUGUACUAGAGGUUCAUUUGUGCAGUUUCAAUCACAUCCAUCCCCAAAAAUGGCCGCUGUUGGAGGAUUUAAAGCACCCGUCAACGUUUCACCUCUUAUCCGAUUUUCAAGGUGGACACUGCUCAUUGCUGGCAUUUCUUAUGGAGCCAUCCGACACAGCAGGUUGACUGUCAAGGAAACCAAGCUGCGAGAGGAGGCAAGGCUUGAGGCUAUUCGUAUGGCACCCAUUCUGAAGGCUGAAAAGGAGCGUCUCCAGAAGGCUGAGAUGGCUGAUCUUGAGAAGACCAUUGGAUCUAAACUGUAAGAAGUGUUCAUUGUAGUUUAUGUUCAUCCUCACUCCCAAGAAAUGUAAAAUAUGUGGAAACUUGUAAAUUAUGGCUUUUAAUACCAGUUCCAAAUAAUUAAACAAUAUAGUACCAAAUUA